AUGAGGCAGCAACGGCUCCGGAUGGAUCACUUCGACCGGAGCUCCCUGCUGCAAUUCCACCAGCAGGCGAUCACCCACGCGCUUGCACCGCAGCAGUCUCAAAAGCAGAUGCCGUGCCAGCUGGUCUUCCCGGACGACACGAUGGCCAUUGGCUCCCCGGCGCUGCCGAGGGGCGCGCUCUUCCCGGCGGAGGGCGAGAAUGUCCAGGAGUCCGAGGAAGAGAGGCAGCGGCGGCUUCUGCAAAACGAGCCCAUCGUGGUGUACACCUCCCUGUCGGAGCAGGAGGUGCUGCUGCCGGAGAUUGCCAAGCGCGGCCUGGCCUUGCUCUUCGUGGUGGCGGUGCAGAUGGUGUGCAUCAUUGUCAUCCUCACGGGUGGAGAGGCAAGCUGGCUCUUCGAGAGUGGGGAGACCCCCAGCAAAACGCAGGUGGCACUGUACAGCGCGCAGCUGCUGCUGCAGCCGAUCUUCCUGCUGGCUAUGUAUCUGUGGAGUCCAGAUGUCCUGAAGCUCUACACCGUGCUGACCCAGCUGCAGUUCGUGCUGCUCGCUGCGCUGGCGAUCCGCAGCCCGCUGGAUCUGGUCGCCUGCGGCUUGUGCCUCCCUUUGGUGGUGCUGGGCGACUCGCUGCGGCAUUUGAUGAUGCCCUGCGCCCAGCGGACGACCGGACCACGCCUCUUCCCCUUGGACGAGCAAAUCGACUCCUCCCUGCGGAAGGUCUAUGAUUCCAUCGAUGCGUAUGCCGCCAGGUCCUCCUUGAUGCGGGCGCCGCACUCCACGCCGGAGAACAGCGACAUCCAGAUCCUCCCCGAAGGCUUCCGCUGGCGCGGCUGA
Molecule: messenger RNA, 831 nt
Organism: Effrenium voratum
Lineage: Eukaryota; Dinophyceae; Suessiales; Symbiodiniaceae
Source: the annotation of a GenBank genome assembly